UCUUUUCCGAUACUCUUUCACUCACUCAGCAUAUUAUAAUGCGAUAGAAGAAAGCAAUGGAAACCAAAGCCGCGAUGAAGAGGAAUCAAACCCCCAACGACAUCAUGAAACGAUCCUCCUCUUCAAAUUCCGAGUCAUUGACUCACUACGAGUCCCCGCACUCCCCUCUACGAUCCGAGCAGGGCGACCCCGACAAUACCUCCAAUUAUGCUUCCCCUGAAGCUUCCCCCGUUAAACCCCCCUUCGACAACUCCAAGGCACUCGUUGCCAUCGACAAGUCCACCCAGUUCAACCCCAAUUCUUCUCCCUUUUUUUCACCGCCUCCUCCUCCGAGUACUCCACCGCAACACUCGUUGCAUUUGACAGUGAACCGCGCCGUGAGGGAGGAGGGACCGAGGGCAACCACGAGGACCAAGGUGAGCGGCGGAGCUGGCGGAGGAGGAGCGGGAGCAGUGGCGGCGGUACUGAGGAGAUCGAAGGUACAUCAUAGGGUGAUUAUGGCGGCUUUAGGGUUUCGAUUAAGCGAGAUCGUUUUGUGCUUGAUUUCUUUCUCUGUUAUGGCUGCUGAUAAAACACAAGGCUGGAGUGGUGACUCUUAUGAUCGCUAUAAAGAAUACAGGUACUGUUUAUCAGUAAAUGUGAUUGGGUUUAUUUAUGCGGGGUUUCAAGCCUAUGAUGUAGCCCACUAUCUCAUGACAGAAACGCAUGUCAUCCACCAUCACCUUUUUCUGCCUUUCGCCUUCUUCAUGGAUCAGAUACUGGCCUAUCUUUUGAUUUCAGCAUCAUCUGCAGCAGCCACCCGAGUGGAUGAUUGGCAAUCAAACUGGGGCAAAGACGAGUUCACAGAAAUGGCAAGUGCCUCGAUUGCAAUGGCAUUCCUAGCAUUCGCUGCUUUUGCAUUUAGCUCGCUUCUAUCCGGUUACGAACUCUGGACCCAAGAAUCUCCAUGAGCUCUCUGAUUGUAUUUAAAAUUACAUAGCAAUCGGAUUAAAACAACUUUUGAGUUGCAAAUUUUAAUUAUUGUACACGGAAGAACAUCUAUAGCAUGUUUUUUUUCUUACAAUAUUUUUUCCCUUGAAGAGAUAAUAAUGUAAACAUAGUGGA
This is a messenger RNA of Hibiscus syriacus, 1104 nucleotides long. RefSeq names its product CASP-like protein 4A2. Lineage: Eukaryota; Viridiplantae; Streptophyta; Magnoliopsida; Malvales; Malvaceae. The transcript is spliced from 3 exons. Bases 57 to 950 code for a protein of 297 amino acids. The record is from RefSeq and is a predicted model, not a curated record.